UAACCUGCGCGCUGGAGUCGCUGCUCUACAGCGCAGAAGAGAUCAGACUGAAGCAGAGAAAGUCUGUCUUUAUCUCUCUCUCUCUCUCUAUCCCUCUAUCUGUCACUCUCUAUCUCUUUAUCUCUCUGUCAGAUCUGCAGCGCGAUUUCUUCACACUGGAUUAUUAACCCGAGAUUUUCAGCAGAUUGGAGAUGCUGGAGAAGAAGAUGGACUGGAUGGUUCCUUUGUUCCUGCUUGGGAUCAUAGCAGAGGUUGCUGUAAUGGCGAGUCCGGAGGUAAACAACAGCGAAGAACACAUGCCUGUUAAUGUAUACAACGAUAUUGGAUCCACCAGACAGAAGAUCAUGACGGCGCAGUUCGAGUGCUAUCAGAAGAUCAUGAUGGACACCAGCAAUGUUAAAGUUGCAGUCGGUCGGAUGUGCAACCGAACGUGGGAUGGGUGGCUGUGCUGGGACGACACGGACGCUGGAGUUACCGCUCACCAGCACUGUCCUGACCACUUCCAGGACUUUGACCCUACAGAGACAGCCACGAAGGUGUGCAUGGAUGACGGACAGUGGUUUAUGCAUCCGGAGAGCAACAGGACGUGGACGAAUUUCACCAGAUGUAAUGCACACAGUAAAGAAAGUAGAAUGACCGCAAUAAACCUGUUCUACUUAGCCCUGAUAGGACACGGGCUGUCUCUCGUCUCUCUGUUUAUUUCACUUGGGAUAUUUUUCCAUUUUAAGAGUUUGAGCUGCCAGAGAAUCACUCUGCACAAAAACCUCUUCUUUUCCUUUAUCUUGAACUCCAUCAUCACUAUCAUCUGGUUAACGGGUGUAGCUAGUAACCAGGAACUAGUGCUGAGAAAUCCGACCAGCUGUAAAGUGUCUCAGUUUGUCCAUCUCUACCUGUUCGGGUGUAAUUAUUUCUGGAUGUUGUGUGAGGGGAUUUACCUCCAUACGCUCAUCGUCGUGGCCGUCUUCGCCCAAAAACAGCAUUUAAUGUGGUACUAUCUUCUCGGAUGGGGUUUUCCGCUGUUACCAACUACGAUUCAUGCCAUAGCUAGAAGUUAUUAUUACGAUGACAACUGCUGGAUCAGUUCCAACACGUCUCUGCUGUACAUCAUCCACGGGCCGAUCUGCGCCGCGCUGUUGGUGAAUCUCUUUUUCCUGCUUAACAUCGUACGUGUCCUCAUCACCAAGCUGAAGGUGACGCACCAGGCCGAGUCGAGUCUGUACAUGAAGGCGGUGCGUGCCACUCUUAUCCUCGUCCCUCUGUUGGGAAUCCAGUUCGUCCUCCUGCCCUAUAAGCCUGCAGGACGUGUCUUAUCUGAGAUUUACGACUACGUCAUGCACAUCUUAAUGCAUUAUCAGGGUCUUCUGGUGGCCACUAUCUUCUGCUUCUUUAAUGGAGAGGUUCAGAGUGUGUUACGGAGACACUGGAAUCAGUAUCGGAUGCAGUUUGGCAGCGCGAUGACUCACGGCGAGGCGCUCAGAUCGACGUCCUACACGGCCUCGUCCAUCACCGAGGUGCAGGGCUGCUACAGCAUCGACGGCCACAGCGAACAUUUAAAUGGCAAGAGCUGCCUCGAAGCUGACAAAUCAGAGAAUUCCUUCAACUGAGCACGUGACCGAACACGACAAGAUGCAUAAUGCGCAUCAUGUUCGAAGGUUACGUGACUGCGUCUACACAUUCUCUGCUGACGUAUGAAGGAAGGAAGGAAGGUUUACUGCUCUCACACUGCCUUAUUAUCUUACACAGUGCAUUCUACCUGAAUGAGAAAACUAAUUAAUUGGCGACACUUUAAGAGACGCAUAAUAAUUUAGGCUGCGUCUCAGUCGGCUCCUAGUUCAGGAGUCCGGGCUCUGAUCAGGGAGUCGGCCAUUUUACAUUCACUCUUUCUCUCUCUCUCUCUCGCUCUUAAUCAUGGAAUCAUUUCAGUGAACUGUAAUUUUUGCUCCCACAAAUUAGAUCCCACAAAAAUAGAACGCGUCCCUUCUCACUAUGUUCCCUUACUGGGAAUCUGGGUGACUUAUUAUUCUAAAGCUUCUCAGCUCAAUAAAAUAAGGCAGACAAACUCAGCUAAGUGCGUUUACAUAUGUAAGAAGCUUGUUAGCAUCGUUGUAGCGCUCAAAUGAUCACUUACGCUAGUGUGAGGUAACGUUAUUUAAUGUUCUGUAUGGCUAAUGAUGGCUUAUAUGAUCAAAAAAAAUAUCCACUAGCUAUUAUUUGAUCCUGUUGAAGUAAAGUGACACAAAUGACACAUUUAUAUGAGAUAUAAAACGCAAAUAUUUCAUAUUUUGGGGAUUUUACAGUGACUGAUUUGGAGAUUGCGCAAUCAGUGUCCUAAUAUACUGUAUAGUGAGCCAGAGUCCUUACCAACACUACCAAGCCCUACUAUACUGACUCACUACAGAGGGAGUUGAUUUGAGAUGCACCCUAAUUCAUUAUUAUUCAUAACUAAGAGUACUAAACAUUAGUUAGCCUUUUAACCAAAGAAACUAUAGAAACGUCAGACACAAGUCAUGCUUUUAUAUAUAUAUAUAUAUAUAUAUAUAUAUAUAUAUAUAUAUAUAUAUAUAUAUAUUCAUUCAUUCAUUCAUCUUCUACCGCUUAUCCGAACUACCUCGGGUCACGGGGAGCCUGUGCCUAUCCCAGGCGUCAUUGGGCAUCAAGGCAGGAUACACCCUGGACGGAGUUAUAUAUAUAUAUAUAUAUAUAUAUAUAUAUAUAUAUAUAUAUAUAUAUAUAUAUAUUUUAAUGAUGAAAUCCUUUCAGGGAAACUCAGUUGCUUGUUAGUCAAUGAGUGAAAAUCUAUCUGACUCACCAAAGCGAGAGUUAUCGUGUCCUAAAAUAUAACAGCACGUCAAAAUAUUUAAAUAAUAUGCAAAUAUAUUCUCUGAUAUUGAAUAGUGGAGCUACAAGUUCCAUAUUGAUAGAAAAUGAAUCUCUUUAAUUAGAAUGUUGGUAUUUUUCUGUGGAAGCAAAAGUUAGUUUGUUAUAUUCGUAUUAUAUUUUUUAUUUUUCUAUGUAGUCUAUAAAAAAAAGUAAGAACAAAUAGGAAAAGUGUCAAAUAGUGGCAAGCUGUCAAACAUAAGUAAGUAAGUAAAUAAAUAAAUAAAUAAAUAAAUAAAUAUGGAUGUGAGCUGGGAAUAAAUUUGGGAUUCCUGAAUAAAAUUUAUUACAUAUUUAAUAAUAAAGACAAUUUUCUUCACUAUGGUCACAGAUUAGUUCAGUCCAUUUGGCUAGCUAGAUAUUUCCACUAGCUCUCAUUUUUCUAGUAUAGUUAGCUGAAAACUAAUUAUUUUUAUUAAUUACUCCCGAAGAUUUUCUGUUGUCAGAAUAACGUAGGUAACAAUUAAUGUAGCUCACAACUCUAAUCCAUGAUACAUGACCAACUCUUUAGAUACGUGCUUCAGGUCUCGAUCUGUUUUAGUAGUCACUAAAACAGUAAGAAUUAUAUAAGUUUAUUCCUUAAAGUGUUGCCAAUUAAUGAAAAGAAUAUAUUUAUGACAUUAGGAGUAUUUGUAGUCGCCUGCUGCUUUGUAAAGGCAUUGAACUGUAAAUAUAUUUCUAAUAUCAUUUUUCCUUUCUUUUCUUCUGUACUGUUCAUUCAAAUAAGGCUGAAAUGUUAGCUGUCAUUGCUGAUAAGCUUUGCUGACUAGAAAUGAUGUCUUUGCUGACUGUAUGAAAUGAUGACUUACAUUUUUACUAAUUGUUGUACAAAACAAAAUGUAUGUAUAAAUAUAUGAAUAGAAAUAGAAAUAUCCCUAUUCAGGGAAACAGCCAGUAUCAUUUUCUAUGUUAUAUUCAGGACACAUCUGUAAACUAAUGAUGUAAUGUUGUUUGUGUUCAUGCAUCGUGUCUUUGUCUGAAAUCACAUCAAAGUUUGUGUUUUCAUGUCUCACGUAGAUGAAGUACCUAUGACAAUCGC
Messenger RNA from Tachysurus vachellii, 3916 nucleotides. It is a transcript of the gene calcrla, whose product is annotated as calcitonin receptor-like a. The record is from RefSeq and is a predicted model, not a curated record. Bases 192 to 1604 code for a protein of 470 amino acids. The transcript has 13 exons. Gene Ontology annotation, molecular function: calcitonin gene-related peptide receptor activity; adrenomedullin receptor activity; calcitonin receptor activity. Gene Ontology annotation, cellular component: plasma membrane. NCBI's taxonomy places the organism in Eukaryota, Metazoa, Chordata, Actinopteri, Siluriformes, Bagridae. Gene Ontology annotation, biological process: cell surface receptor signaling pathway; angiogenesis; adenylate cyclase-activating G protein-coupled receptor signaling pathway.